GGAUGGCGGGGGAACCUUGGCUCCCUGGGGUAGCAGGUGAACGUGGUUUCCCUGAGGUGGCGGGGGAACCUGGGCUGCCUGGAGCGGCGGAGGAAUCUGUGGUCCUUGAGAUGGCGGGGGAACCUUGACUCCAUGGGACGGCGGGGGAACCUGGGCUCCAUGGGGAGGCGGGAGAAUCUCUUCUCCCUGGGGAACAUGGGUUCCAUGGGGAGGUGGGGUAACCAGGGCCCCUGGAGCGGCGGGGCAAUAGGGGCUCCCUGGCUCCCUGGGGAACCUGGGCUCCCUGGGUCGGCGGGGAAACUUCGGCUAACAGGGUCGGUGGUGGAACUUGGGCUCCCUGAGGCGGCAGGGCAACAUGGGCUCCCUGGAGAGCCGGGGUCAUCUGGGCUUCCUGGGUCGGCGGGAGAAUCUGGACUCCCUGGGAUGGUGGGGGAACCUGUGUUCCCUGAGGUGGGAGGAAAACCUGGGCUCCCUGGGGAGGCUGGGUAACCUUGGCACCCUCGGGAGGCGGGGCAACAUGGGCUCCCUUG
Messenger RNA from Haliotis rufescens (red abalone), 530 nucleotides. RefSeq names its product collagen alpha-3(IX) chain-like. The record is from RefSeq and is a predicted model, not a curated record. The transcript has a single exon. Lineage: Eukaryota; Metazoa; Mollusca; Gastropoda; Lepetellida; Haliotidae. The coding region runs from base 133 to 489 and encodes 118 amino acids.